AUGGGUCUCAAAGGAAAAGGGAGACCUCCUCCCGGUAUGGAGGGCGAUAUUAAGCCCGCCAACAAACAGCGUCGUCAGAUGAUGCACAUCAAGCGCAAGAGAGCAAAGGAUUCUGAGCGCCGAGCCGAGCGAUAUGGAUUCAAGAGGGAAGAAGCCAAGAACCCCAAAUUGCGAGAACAGCGUUUAAAAGAAAAUAUUCCUUUGACUUUGGACCGUAAACGAGUCUGGGAUGAAGCAGACAACGAUGCCGAGGAAACUGGUUUGGGUCUGAGUGUCGACGUCGAGCGUAUCAAACGGGCCAAGAAGGAAGAAGAGGACGAAUUGAACCGACCAUUGGAGGAAGGAGAGGAUGACAGCGACGCAGCAGACUCCGACAACGAGUCAGUCGACAGUAUGAUUGCUUCUAGCGAUAGCGAGGACGAGGACGAAGAAAACGACGAAAAGAAGGACUCCGGUCGCGGACGGAAAUCAACUCUUCCCACUGCUACCGAGCGUGCCACCAGCCCAACACAGUCUACAAAAAGUGUCAACUUGAACCUUGCGCCUGAAGCUCUUGCCGCCAAGUUCCCUACUCUCUUUACCUCCGAGGCUCCUCCCUCCCCGAAGAUUCUGAUCACAACCUCUCUCAACUCGACCCUUCACAAAGAAGCCGAAACCCUCACCGAGUUCUUCCCCAACAGUCACUAUGUCAAGCGCUCAGCCCACAAAUACUCGCAUAAGUUCUCCAUCCGUGAGAUUUCCAAAUUCGCCUCCAAUCGCAACUACACCACUCUGCUGGUUCUCAACGAAGACCAGAAGAAACCCUGCGGUUUAACUAUGGUCCACCUGCCUGUUGGCCCAACAUUCCAUUUCAGUAUUAGCAACUGGAUCGAGGGUAAACGCUUGCCUGGACACGGUCGUUCAACAGAUCAUUGGCCUGAGCUGAUUUUGAACAACUUCCGCACACCGCUGGGUCUGUUGACCGCUCAUGCAUUCCGACAAUUGUUCCCUCCUCAGCCAGAAUUUGAGGGUAGACAGGUCGUCACUUUACACAACCAGCGUGAUUACAUCUUCGUUCGCCGUCAUCGAUACGUCUUCCGUGAGAAGCGCGAGACGGAGAAGGCUGUUGUUGGUGCGGAUGGAAAGGAGAUCGCAGGUGCUGAGGGUAUUCGAACUGGUUUGCAAGAGCUUGGACCUCGAUUUACUCUGAAGCUCCGUCGUGUGGAUAAGGGUAUUCAGCGCGCGAGUGGACAAGAGUGGGAAUGGAAGGGAGGAAUGGAGAAGGUGCGAACAAAGUUCCAGCUGUGA
Molecule: messenger RNA, 1287 nt
Organism: Penicillium angulare
Lineage: Eukaryota; Fungi; Ascomycota; Eurotiomycetes; Eurotiales; Aspergillaceae
Product: rRNA-binding ribosome biosynthesis protein RPF1
Exons: 1
Coding region: 1-1287 (428 amino acids)
Biological process (GO): maturation of 5.8S rRNA; maturation of LSU-rRNA
Cellular component (GO): preribosome, large subunit precursor; nucleolus
Molecular function (GO): rRNA primary transcript binding
Source: RefSeq, a predicted model, not a curated record